AAUAUUUAAAUUUUUCUGAAGUGAGAAAUUUGAUAAAAUGGCUGAAGGCGGGCGCCAACCACCAGUUAUUAACGUUCAACUCCCAGCUAUAACCGUGAAUUAUCAGGAAGGAACAAUAGUGUCUGGAGACAACGUCAGGAAGAAGACGGAUGUUAGGGCCGCAGAAAUCGGUCAGAUUGUCGUCCCAACUUCAGGAAACUCUCAAGCCGAAGCUACUGAGCUACAACACGAUUCUAUUCCAACAGUUUUUAAAGACUUCGAGGAAGAGAACGCAAAAAGAUCUGGUUCUGAUAGAGGAUCGAACGAUCAAACAUCAACUCAUCCUUCUCCCCAUGACGUCACUGAUGACCCUGGAAGCAGUGACGUCACUGAUAUUCUUGGAAGUGUGAAUCUCACUGAAGGAAUGCAUUUCGUUACAUCUGAGAAUAUAAGACGGUUGAUUCACCAAUCCAAGUUCGCGGACGCGCUCAUUACUUCACAAGAUAUUUCAACUUCUCAAGAACAACAAUUUAUGAUGUCAGAAUGCUACUGUCAACUUGGAAGACCGGAUAAAGCAUUGAGGUGCAUUGAAGCGUUACAAAGAAUAAUGACAUCAUCACCAAAACCUAGUGUUGAUGACGUAAUCAAAUUAGUUGAUAAUUAUAUUUCUGAUUUGUCUCAUAUUCGUGCAUUGAUUUUACUCUCUUGUUGUGCUAAGUUGUAUAAGUACAAUUCGAACCCGAAUAAUUCGGUUGGUGGGAUUUGUGAUUGCUCAUUAAAGUGUUGCAACGUGAUCAAAGCUAUGGUCAAUAAAGGCGAUAAAAUGAAAGUGAUUGCGAGAGAUGUUGGUUUAAAAAUAAUCACUGAUAUGUUGAGAGAGUUGAGAUCAGUAUCAGGAGCUGAUAAGAAUAAGAAGGCGGAUAUGGAGGCAGCGUGCUUGAAAAAUAUUGGUUAUUGUUACGAUGAAGUUGGUAAGUAUAAGGAAGCAAUAGGGUUUUAUAAUAAAGGUUUGGAUUUGAUGAAUCGAACGUUUGGUUCGAACGCUGCAAAAUAUAGAAUGUUUGGAGAGCUAUUACACAACAUUGGUUAUGCGCAUUAUAAUCUCAGUGAUUAUUCCGGGGCUGAAUCGUUCUAUUUGCAAUCUCUGAAUGCGCAUGAAAAGGUUGCGGAUUGGCCUAGUGAUAAGGAGAAACAGAAAAUGACAGAAGGUACAAAGAACAACUUGAAAAUUACUCGAUACAAAAUGAGGAAUGAUAAAUAAAAACCACAAGUCUCCGUUCAUUCAUAAAAAUAUUGCAUUCCUUGUGAUCGUAUUUUAACAAUAUGUAGAUUGUAUAAAUAACUGUUGAUUUUGAGAGCUGUAUGGAUUUUUUGUGCAUUGUAGCCAAUCGCCCGAUUAAUUUUAUAUCACGUGAUUGCUUCCGUUGUAUUGUGUAUUGGUUAUAUAUCUGCUAUUUCUAAUAUAACAUGAAUUUUAUAUAUUCACAGCAAUAUUGAGUUCAUUUUGAGCCCUGAUGAUAGUAAUCGCUCCAUUGACCCCAGCUUUGCAAAAUUCACAGUCAAGUUCUCAAAAUUAUUCAGUCAAAUGACAAGUUUUGUUCGUCUCCCCUUUAUCAAAUUCUCUUGAAAAAUAUUUGAUUUAUGUACUUUUAAAAAACGCAUCAAAUUACCGACUUUUCAUAGUUAAUUCUCAUAUUAUUUCCAUCGACUCAUUCAAAGCAUGAAAUCUGCCAUUUGACAGGCAAAGUCUUGGUUUCAAACCUUCUUACAAAUUAUACUGAAUGUAUUAAUCGCUCCAUUUGAUAUCGAUGUCCAAGUACAAGCUUGCAUGUCAUUGCUCCUAAUCUACCUGACAAAUGACUGACAUCCCAUGUCCGACAAUUUUUAUUGAUAUUGAUUGUAUUGUAAUAAAAUGCAUCAAAUUUAAUGUUAUUUCAAGGUAAUUCGAGCCAGUUACUGUAAUUUUACUUUAAUUCGAGAGAAUAACUAUAAUUGUAUAGCAAUGCAAUUUACUUACUGGUAUUGUAUAAUUAUUCAAGUCAUACUGUUAUUUUACUCUAAUUCAUUGAGCGUUUUGAUGAUUUUUGUAGUGAUAGAUGUAGUCAUUGAAUGAAUAUAAUC
Molecule: messenger RNA, 2100 nt
Organism: Styela clava
Lineage: Eukaryota; Metazoa; Chordata; Ascidiacea; Stolidobranchia; Styelidae
Molecular function (GO): protein binding
Source: RefSeq, a predicted model, not a curated record